GGAAGUUACCCAAAAUUCAAUAUGAAAGCAAAAUAAGGCCAGAAAUACAAAUGACCCAGCCAGGCAGAUCUAGAAACCAAGGCCCACAAGAAGGAUCAGGAUCCAGCCCAAAUAAGCUUUAAGGUUGUUUACAGAACGAAAAUGGAGGAAAUUGGAAGAUACAGUACUAGGGCUUAGCAUCGACUGUUCGAAAAUGUCGUCGUCUUCUUCACAAACCCUAAUUCGGACAGGCGUAUCUCUGAUUAGCCGUAUGAUGAGGAGCCAAAACUUGAGAUGUUCAACAGCAGCUCAAACCCCAGAAAUUGCAAAUGCAAAUCGGACACUACUCACUGCUCGGCUUUUUCCAUCUCUCUUUUCUCAGUCAAAUUCACAGUUACAGUCACAGUCUCCGAUCCCUCUUAAUGUGCCCCAAUCUGAGGUUGAUUCGUUGAAGAAGCUUUCCACCGAAGGUUUCUUAUAUCCAACUGGCCUUCCUUCUCUCCCUUUUUUCCUACCUGACGUUGAUGAUUCUUCGUCGAGUGGGAUGCUUUUGUUCCCUAAGAGAACCUACCAGCCCAGCAACAUGAGGCGCAAAAGGACACAUGGUUUCUUUGCUCGCAAAGCAACAAAGGGUGGCCGGAGAGUUAUUGCUCGACGUAUUGCAAAGGGUCGUUCAAGAAUAACAGCAUAAUAACAAUUUUUGUUCCAUGGUUCACAAGGCGUACGGAUCAAGUGCAGAAAGCUGGUUUAGGGCAUUUCACAGACAGCUAAAUUAGGUGAAGUUGCGACUAUUGAAAACAAUGGGAUGAGGAAGUUAUGUUUAAGUGAGCCUCAAACUGGUGCUAUUACUUACCAGCGUUGUCCCCAACUCUUCUUAAUAUUUUUCGAAGCUGGUUUUAUUUCCCCUAAAGUUAUGCUUGAUCUGUAAUACAGAUAUAUUUUUGCGAUGUACCCUUUGGUUGUUUAUGUUAUGUAGCAUGAUGGUCACGAGUGACCUGUCUUAAUUUAAGCAAGCGUAACCUGCCUGAGCAAGAGGCUGUUUAGUUGGAUUUAUAGCUUCUGACUUGUAAACAUUCCUAACUCAUGGUUUUUGCUUUAUUUGUGUUAGAGAUAAUAUUCACAAAAAUACCUGAAUUUUCAGUUGAGCA
Messenger RNA from Capsicum annuum, 1127 nucleotides. RefSeq lists its product as uncharacterized. NCBI's taxonomy places the organism in Eukaryota, Viridiplantae, Streptophyta, Magnoliopsida, Solanales, Solanaceae. Gene Ontology annotation, molecular function: structural constituent of ribosome. The transcript has 3 exons. Gene Ontology annotation, cellular component: ribosome; mitochondrial large ribosomal subunit. The coding region runs from base 194 to 670 and encodes 158 amino acids. Gene Ontology annotation, biological process: translation. The record is from RefSeq and is a predicted model, not a curated record.